AUGAAUCGACGGAAGGGCAAAUGGGAGCGAGCCAUGCCCGAGUUCGACGCGGGCGACCCGGAAUGGUCGCAGUCGUCGAUUCCGUCGUCCAAGGAUCAGCCGGCUGACCACGUCCCGGCCGCCGCCUCCCAGAAGCUCGACAACGCCUUCGGCUCGCUGAACGAGUUUGGCGGCAAGGAUUACAGGAAGGAGAUGCCGCUGAAGGACGAUCAUGCGUCGCGGCCGCUCUGGGUCUCGCCGGACGGCCACAUCUUCCUCGAGUCGUUCAGCCCCGUCUACAAGCACGCACACGACUUUUUGAUUGCCAUCGCCGAGCCCGUUUGUCGCCCCGAGUUCAUCCACGAGUACCAGCUGACGGCCUACUCACUCUACGCGGCCGUGUCGGUCGGAUUUCAAACGGGCGACAUCAUCGAGUACCUCGAUAGACUGUCAAAAAGUGCCCUGCCAGAGGGAAUUCGGCAAUUCAUCCAGGUCUGCACACUCUCCUACGGCAAGGUGAAGCUCGUGCUCAAGCACAACCGGUACUACAUCGAGUCGCGGCAUUCGGAGGUCAUCCAGCGGCUGCUGAAAGACCCCGUCAUCCAGCCGUGUAUAUUGGAGGAAGACAAGACGGCAGAACCCCCGAAAAAUCAGCAGCAAUUCACCACGAUCAACUUCCCGAGUCAAAAGCCUGCCGGAGACGAGAAAAAUGCCGACGACUCCAUUCCGGAGGAUAUCGACAAAUUCUAUGAAAAGAUUGACGGCAACGACGACGAGGAUGCCGACGCCAUUCGAUCGCUCGAGCUGCUCACCUUUGAAAUUCAACCGUCUCAAAUCGAAGCCGUCCAGAAGCGCUGCAUCGAGCUGGAAUACCCGCUGCUCGCCGAGUACGACUUCCGCAACGACACGCACAACCCGAAUCUGGGCAUCGAUCUGAAACCGUCGACCACGCUGCGCCCCUACCAGGAGAAGAGUCUGCGCAAAAUGUUUGGCAACAGCCGGGCACGAUCCGGCGUCAUCGUGCUGCCAUGCGGCGCGGGCAAGACGCUCGUCGGCGUGACGGCGGCCACCACAAUCAACAAGCGCUGUCUUUGCUUGGCCACGAGCAACGUGUCGGCCGAGCAGUGGAAGGCACAAUUUAAGCUAUGGUCGACGAUCCAGGAACGGCAAAUCAUCCGCUUCACCCGCGAGGCCAAGCACGAGACGAUCCCCACCGGGGCUGAUGCCAACAAACCCAUGGUGUGCAUCUCGACGUACUCGAUGCUCGCCUUCUCCGGCAAACGUGCCUACCAGGCCGAGGAGGCGAUGCGCUACAUUGCCAGCCAGGAAUGGGGAUUGCUGCUGUUGGAUGAAGUGCACACGAUCCCGGCGAAAAUGUUCCGGCGGGUGUUGACGAUCGUGCAGGCGCAUUGCAAGCUCGGGCUGACGGCCACCCUGGUGCGCGAGGACGACAAGAUCACCGACCUCAAUUUCCUCAUCGGCCCCAAAAUCUACGAGGCGAAUUGGAUGGAGCUGCAGAAGGCCGGCCACAUUGCCAAGGUCCAGUGCGCCGAGGUGUGGUGCCCGAUGACGUCCGAAUUCUACGCCUUCUACCUGAAAGCCCAAAUCGCGCGACGGCUGCUCCUGUCGGCGAUGAACCCGAACAAGUUCCGCAUGUGCCAAUAUCUCAUCAAGUACCACGAAAAGCGCAAUGAUAAGAUCAUCGUCUUCUCGGACAACGUAUUCGCCCUGAAGACGUACGCCGUCGAGAUGGGCAAGCCGUUUUUGUAUGGAGAAACUGUGCAGAGCGAGCGCAUGAAAAUCCUGCAAAACUUCCAGUUCAACCCGAAGGUGAACACGAUUUUUGUGUCGAAGGUUGCCGACACGUCGUUCGAUUUGCCGGAGGCGAACGUGCUGAUCCAGAUCUCGGCCCACGGCGGCUCGAGAAGACAGGAAGCACAGCGGUUGGGCCGAAUCCUGAGGGCCAAGAAGAACUCCUCCGACCAGUACAACGCCUUCUUCUACUCGCUCGUCUCGCAGGACACGGUGGAGAUGGGCUAUUCGCGGAAGCGGCAGCGUUUCCUCGUCAACCAGGGAUACGCCUAUCGGGUGGUGAACAACCUGCCCGGGAUGGCCCAGGAACAAUUGCGUCUCGCCACCAAGGAAUCGCAAGUGCAGCUGCUGCAGAAAGUGCUUGCCGCCUCGGACGCCGACGCUGAAGAGGAGGACGUCAAAGAAGAAAACAUUGACGGCACCUACAAGGCGUCCCGUCGCGAGAACACGAUGACGGCCCUCUCGGGCGGAAUGGGCGGCUUUGGCGGCGGGCAGAACAAGACGAAGAAGCAGCUGCUCGACGAACGACAUCCCCUCUUUAAACGUUUCCGCGCCACA
Mesorhabditis spiculigera is the source of this 2349-nucleotide messenger RNA. The record is from the annotation of a GenBank genome assembly. NCBI's taxonomy places the organism in Eukaryota, Metazoa, Nematoda, Chromadorea, Rhabditida, Rhabditidae.